UCCACCCCAACAUCAUCAAUUGCCGUUGUUCGCCUCCCCAUCCCUUCGCAGCCAUACGUGAAGCCUUUCGCUAAUCUCAGCUCAAAAUACUUUCAGUUUGUUUCGAUGAAAAAUGGAAAUCAAAAUUGAAAGAUUUUCCGGGAAAGUUUUUAAUCUUUAGGCUCCCACCUCUUGUCUUUUCAGAUACUGGAAAAAUGGGGAAUUAUUCCUCAACUUUCUGAUAAGAUAAAGAAAGCUUCAUCUCGUCUGAUCAGAUACCAUACUAGCUGUCCACCCUUUUCUCUCUCUCUCUCUUUUGUUUUUUUGGAGAAUUGAUUCUCUUGAACUUUGUUAGCUAACUUUUAGCUUUUUGUACUUUUCUAAGGUUUACAAAGCAAAACGAGUAAUCUGUUAUUGUUUGAUUAUCCCUAGUUAGCUCAAUAAAAGGAAUUUAUAUUUCAAAACUUUCAACGAGAAAUCUAGCUUUGAUUUUUUUUUUUUUUGGGUUUUUAUAGUUGUUUUGUUCUUUUUUCUUUAUGAAAAAAAAUAUUACCUGCAGAAAUGCGUUAUUUUCUCGUCAAAAUGAAACGAUUCCCUUGAACGUAACAGACGAUAGAAACGAAGAAAAAAAUGUCUUUAGUUCGUAGACGGAAAGCAACCGAUAAAGCUUCGAGCUCAGAUUCACAAGUCCCCGAUAAAGACUCUCCAAAAGAACAGGAAUAUGAUACUGCCGAUGUCGAUGUACAGAAAAAAGCUCAAAUUUCAAAAUCCAAAGCCAAGUGGUCGUGCGUGGAUUCCUGUUGCUGGUUCAUCGGCUGCAUAUGCGUUACUUGGUGGCUUCUGUUGUUUCUCUACAAUGCAAUGCCAGCUUCUUUACCUCAGUACGUGACUGAGGCUAUAACGGGUCCCUUGCCGGACCCGCCUGGCGUGAAGCUGAGAAAAGAGGGGCUAAGAGCGAAGCAUCCUGUGGUGUUCGUUCCAGGGAUUGUCACCGGGGGGCUCGAACUGUGGGAAGGCCAUCAAUGCGCUGAUGGGCUCUUUAGAAAGCGGUUAUGGGGUGGUACGUUUGGUGAGGUCUAUAAAAGGCCUCUGUGCUGGGUAGAGCACAUGUCCCUUGACAACGAAACUGGAUUAGAUCCUCCAGGUGUAAGGGUGAGGCCUGUCUCUGGACUUGUCGCUGCUGAUUACUUUGCUCCCGGCUAUUUUGUGUGGGCGGUUCUGAUUGCCAAUUUGGCACGUAUUGGAUAUGAGGAGAAGACUAUGUAUAUGGCUGCUUAUGACUGGAGACUCUCAUUCCAGAAUACAGAGGUACGAGACCAAACACUAAGCCGCAUCAAGAGUACCGUAGAAUUGAUGGUGGCUACAAAUGGUGGCAAAAAAGCAGUGAUAAUUCCACACUCCAUGGGUGUUCUGUAUUUUUUACAUUUUAUGAAGUGGGUUGAGGCACCAGCUCCAAUGGGUGGAGGGGGUGGACCAAACUGGUGCUCCAAGCAUAUAAAGGCAGUAAUGAACAUUGGUGGACCAUUUUUAGGUGUUCCAAAAGCUAUAGCUGGGCUUUUCUCUGCUGAAGCUAAGGAUAUUGCAGUUGCCAGGGCAAUAGCACCAGGUUUCUUAGAUAAUGAUAUAUUUCGCGUUCAGACAUUGCAGCAUGUAAUGAGGAUGAGCCGAACAUGGGAUUCAACCAUGUCCAUGAUACCAAGGGGUGGGGACACUAUAUGGGGUGGUCUUGACUGGUCACCAGAGGAGGGCUGUGUUUCUGGAAGAAAAAAGCAUAGAAACAAUGAUCCUCAGACUGCAAAUGGAGGAGAAAGUGAAAGCUUAGUUUCUCAAGUGAAGAAAGUAAAUUAUGGAAGGAUUGUAUCAUUUGGGAAAGAUGUGGCCGAGGCACCUUCGUCUGAGAUUCAGAGGAUUGACUUUAGGGAUGCUGUUAAGGGUAAUAAUCUUGCAAACACUAGCUGUCGUGACGUUUGGACAGAAUACCAUGACAUUGGAGUGGGAGGAAUCAAAGCUGUUGCAGAAUAUAAAGUUUACACUUCUGGAUCACUUCUAGAUCUGCUUUAUUUUGUUGCUCCAAAAAUGAUGGCACGUGGUGGUGCUCAUUUCUCUUAUGGGAUUGCUGAUGAUUUAGAGGAUCCAAAGUACAAGCAUUAUAAAUAUUGGUCAAAUCCUUUGGAAACAAAGUUACCAAAUGCCCCAGAGAUGGAAAUAUUUUCUCUCUAUGGAGUUGGCAUACCAACUGAGAGAGCUUAUGUUUACAAGUUGUCUCCGUCUGCAGAGUGCUAUAUUCCUUUUCAGAUAGAUACUUCUGCUAAUGCUGAAGAUAGCUGUCUGCAGGAUGGAGUCUAUAACGUUGAUGGGGAUGAAACUGUACCUGUUCUAAGUGCAGGUUUCAUGUGUGCUAGAGGUUGGCGUGGGAAGACCAGAUUCAAUCCUUCAGGAAUUCGGACUUAUGUUAGGGAAUAUGAUCAUUCUCCUCCGGCUAAUCUACUUGAAGGUCGUGGCACUUUGAGUGGUGCUCAUGUUGAUAUAAUGGGAAACUUUGCAUUGAUUGAAGAUAUCAUGAGAGUGGCAGCUGGGGCUACAGGAGAAGACUUGGGAGGAGAUCAAGUUUACUCUAAAAUCUUCCAAUGGGCAGAGAAGAUCAAAUUAAAGCUUUAGUUUCUGACUGGUAUCCUCUUCCCUUUAUGCCACUCUCACUCAAAAAUCCAGUGUGCCAUUAUGCACAGAACCUUUUUCAUCCCCUUGAAACUACUAGUCAAGUCAUUCUCAAAUGGCUAGUUGUAACAUUAUCCCUCCAAAAGCUCUAUUUCGUGGCCUUGAAACUAUUAGUCAAGUCAUUCUCACAUGGGUACUUGGAACUUUAUCCUCCCGUAUGUUGAUUGCAAGUUCGACAGUUUUGGAGAAAUAGGAGCAUGAUAUUUUAUUUUAUUGUACUAAAGUGUUAAGAUACUUCCAUUUUCCUUGAAUAUUUAUUUCUCCACAGGUUCUGCCUAUGCCAACAUAUGAACUUUCUAUUUUCAGUGCUAAUACUAAAUUCUUCUGUCAUCCCGUUGUUUAGGAAGAAUAGACUAUAAUUCCAUAUCGUGUCUGUAAACAGAUUUAGAAACUUCAGCCAAUAACCAUCGUUGGGGGUGAACAGCUUUCUUUCAGGUAGAAUUCUUCCAUGGGAAAAUAAACAAUUUGAUUUAUGAUUUUUGUGUGAUUCUCUGUAAGACAAUGUGCCUGGUUGUCGUAGAAUGAGUUCCUUGUGUAAACUUUGUAUAAGCUUUUGUUGUUGCUACUCUAAUUGAUUCUUUCUGUUUUUAGAGAUCGCU
Messenger RNA from Carica papaya (papaya), 3293 nucleotides. Its product is annotated as phospholipid:diacylglycerol acyltransferase 1-like. Gene Ontology annotation, biological process: lipid metabolic process. Lineage: Eukaryota; Viridiplantae; Streptophyta; Magnoliopsida; Brassicales; Caricaceae. The record is from RefSeq and is a predicted model, not a curated record.